GUUGCGGCUUGCGACGCAGGAGAGAGAAAGUACGGAGAGAGAGAGAGAGAGUCUAGUGGCCAGAAAGUGGACUUGGAGUAGGAGUUGGACGACGUUCGUGCGUCGUGAGAGGAGAACUGAAGACGAAGAACAAAUAGAGAAGUAACGUGUCUGUCUGUCGCUCUGGGUGGAAAUGGCGAGCACAACAGUUGAGAAAGAGACACAGGCCGGAGCAAAAGAAGAGGUUGUUUCGGUAGAACUCCCAGCACCUCCGGAUUGGAAGAAAAAGUUCAUGCCCAAGAAAGGAGGGACACCCAAGAAGAAUGAGAUCAUUUUCAUUGCUCCAACUGGGGAAGAGAUCAGUAAUCGAAAACAGCUGGAACAAUACCUUAAAUCACACCCUGGUGGUCCUGCAAUAUCUGAGUUUGAUUGGGGCACUGGUGAGACACCACGUAGAUCAGCAAGGAUCAGUGAGAAGGCAAAAACAGCUCCACCACCAGAACCUGAGCCACCAAAGAAGAGAAGCAGGAAGUCAUCAGGAUCAAAGAAGGAUACUAAAGAAACAGAAGCCCCUCCUGAAGGGACUGAUGGGAACAAAGAAGUUCAGAUGCAAGAUGCAGUGGAAACUGAGAAAGAUAGUGCUGAAACAAAGAAAGAGAAAGCUAUAAACUUAGAAAAUCAAGGUGAAAUUGAGAACAAAAAACAAGAAGAUACAGAGAUAACCAAGGAUGAUACUGAAGUGGGAGAAGCUGCUGCAGAGAAAUCCCAUGCUGACAAAGCCAAGGAGGAAAAGGAAAUUCAAAUUCAAGAAGAUGCAGCAGUUAACAAGGAAGAUGAGACAGAAAAAGAAGUGAAAGCCGAGGAAGUGAAGGUUCCAGAAAUGGUAGAGCAACCAAAAAUAGAGACUAGCAAAAAUGAGGGUCCAAAUAGUGGUGAAGGGAAGCCAGAGAUGGUUGUUAAUGAAGUGAAACACAAAGAAGAGGCAAGGGAGAAAGAAAAGCAAAACAAAAYUUCAUCGGAAUUCAUUGGAGAAAUCAAGGAGAAACACUCAGAGCAUGAAAACAAUGAACAGCAUAGUUCACAGGUGGAAGAGAAUGGUAAGAAAUUGGAGGGGCCUCUGAUUGAGAAUGGCUGCCGUGAUGGUGAGGAUGGUGAGACCAAGACUCAGGAGGUCAAUCAAAUUGGACGAGUUGGUGCACAGCAGCCUCCUGAACCCUCACCAGUCAGCUGCUGAGUAUAUUUCCUCUUUACCAUCUUUCUUUCACUUCAAUUGCCUACACCUAGUUCUUUGGAUGACUGUAAUGUCAGUUUCCUUGAUUGGGAUCUGGUUUUCAGCUGUAUCAUGGUAGAUUAGGCCUCGGAUGCAUCAUCUUUAUGCUGCAUUGGAAAGAACGUAGGUUGUACCUUAUAACAAUGGCACUAGUAUUGUGGUGUCGAAAACUACUACUAAUAUAUUACUACUGUACACGACUACUAAUCUCCAAACUUAUGGACAAUAUGCAUGACCUAUAUGGUUUGAAAUUUGGCAGAUUUCUUUGAA
This is a messenger RNA of Nelumbo nucifera (sacred lotus), 1519 nucleotides long. RefSeq lists its product as uncharacterized. Gene Ontology annotation, molecular function: DNA binding. The record is from RefSeq and is a predicted model, not a curated record. Lineage: Eukaryota; Viridiplantae; Streptophyta; Magnoliopsida; Proteales; Nelumbonaceae.